AUGAUAAGCUACUCCCAGUUUACGGAAAGUAGCAUUUCAGAUACACUGCAUCGGUUUUGGAAGAAAGAGCAUGAUUGGGGGUGGAAAAAGUUUAUGGAACUGUCAAAAUUACAUGAUGGCUUUAUUGUUGAGGAUGUUCUUACCAUCAAAGUCCAAGUUCAAGUUGUCAGGGAGAAGACAGACCGUCCAUUUCGUUCCCUUGAUGGCCAGUACCGAAGGGAACUAAUUAGGGUGUAUCUAUCAAAUGUGGAACAAAUUUGCCGGCGCUUUAUUGAUGAAAGAAGAAGCAAGCUUAGCAGGUUGAUUGAGGAUAAACUGGGUUGGUCCAGUUUCAGUGGAUUCUGGCUAGCAAUGGAUCCAAGUGUGCGUCGGCACAUGACAACGGAAAAGACUGAAACUAUAUUGAAAGUUCUAGUGAAACAAUUCUUUAUAGAGAAAGAAGUUACAUCAACCUUGGUAAUUGACUCACUAUAUAGCGGACUUAAGGCACUAGAAUACCAGAGCAAGAACAAAAAAGGGAUACCUAAACUAACAGAGACAGAUGCUCGGAGCACUCCAAUGGUGCUUAUUGAUCAGGACAUGUUUAUUUUGGCUGAUGAUGUGAUACUUUUGUUUGAAAGAGCUGUGUUGGACACACUACCACACCAACCAUUGCCCACAAAAGAAGAUGAAGGAACACAGUACCGCACAAAGGAUGACAACUCAAGUGACGAGUUCGACAAAGAUUCUAUCGAGCGUGAUGAUAGAUGGCUUACAGAGUUAGGCUGGAAGACACUGGAACUUUUUGCCUUAGCUCAUAUAUUCAGCCGAACAGAAGUGGCAUACCAAGAGGCGAUGGCUUUGAAGCGCCAAGAGGAACUCAUUCGUGAAGAAGCAUCUGAGCGAGCUGGAAUUGGACUUAAGGCAAAGCGUAGUGCUGCUGAUAAGAAAAGGCGUGGCAAGAACAUCCACCCUCCCCCGACUCCAUUUCACCACACCUCAUCCCCCCCUCCCCCCUCUCCGACUCGACUAGGGCGCUCGCGCACGCCGCCGCCGCAGUCGACGACGACGAGCGGACGGGAAACAGGGAGAGCUAUCGAUCUCCGCGCGGGCCGUUGGGGCGCACGCACGGCGCGCGUGGCGGCCUCCCCGGUCGGGGGUCAGAUCCGAGCUGAAUCGGGGAGAUUUCCCGGCCAGGAAGGAAAACGACAAGUGCAACGAAGCUGUACUUGUUCAGGCGAUAGGAUAAUGGCUGGCAUUUUGACUGAGGACAAUGGUGGGGAUGCUAGAUCCUCAUCAACUGAAGAGAUGCCGAGUGACCAACAGAGUCAUUCUGGGGAUUCUUUAGCUGAGUGGAGGUCGAGUGAGCAAGUUGAGAAUGGAACACCAUCCACUUCACCAGCGUACUCAGACACUGAUGAUGAUGACUGUGGACCUAGGCCUUCUGAGCUUUAUGGGAAGUUUACAUGGAGAAUUGAUAAUUUCUCCCAAAUCAACAAGAGAGAGCUAAGAAGUAAUUCCUUUGAUGUUGGUGGAUUUAAGUGGUAUAUCUUAAUUUACCCACAAGGAUGUGAUGUCUGCAAUCACCUCUCACUCUUUCUUUGUGUUGCCAACCAUGAUAAGUUACUCCCAGGAUGGAGUCACUUUGCGCAAUUUACAAUAGCUGUAAUUAAUAGAGACCCUAAGAAGUCUAAGUAUUCUGAUACACUGCAUCGGUUUUGGAAGAAAGAGCAUGAUUGGGGGUGGAAAAAGUUUAUGGAGCUGUCAAAAUUACACGAUGGCUUUAUUGUUGAGGAUGUUCUUACCAUCAAAGCCCAAGUUCAAGUUAUCAGGGAGAAGACAGACCGUCCAUUUCGUUGCCUUGAUGGCCAGUACCGAAGGGAACUAAUUAGGGUGUAUCUAUCAAAUGUGGAACAAAUUUGCCGGCGCUUUAUUGAUGAAAGAAGAAGCAAGCUUAGCAGGUUGAUUGAGGAUAAACUGGGGUGGUCCAGUUUCAGUGGAUUCUGGUUAGCAAUGGAUCCAAGUGUGCGUCGACACAUGACAAGGGAAAAGACUGAAACCAUAUUGAAAGUUCUAGUGAAACAAUUCUUUAUAGAGAAAGAAGUUACAUCAACCUUGGUAAUUGACUCACUAUAUAGCGGGCUCAAGGCACUUGAAUACCAGAGCAAGAACAAAAAGGGGAUACCUAAACUAACAGAGACAGAUGCUCGCAGCACUCCAAUGGUACUUAUUGAUCAGGACAUGUUUGUUUUGGCUGAUGAUGUGAUACUUUUGCUUGAAAGAGCUGCAUUGGACACACUGCCACACCAACCAUUGCCCACAAAGGAUGAUAAAAGUUCACAAAACCGCACGAAGGAUGGCAACUCAGGUGAGGAGUUCAGCAAAGAUUCUAUUGAGCGUGAUGAUAGACGGCUUAUAGAGCUAGGCUGGAAGACAUUGGAGCUUUUUGCCUUAGCUCAUAUAUUCAGCCGAAUAGAAGUGGCACAUCAAGAGGCUGUGGCUUUGAAGCGCCAAGAGGAACUCAUUCGUGAAGAGGAAGCAGCUGGGCUAGCUGAAAUUGAACUUAAGACAAAGCGUAGUGCUGCUGAAAAGGAAAAACGUGCCAAGAAAAAACAGGCAAAACAGAAGAAAAAUAGUCGAAAAAGUAAUAAGGGGAAAAGUGGCAAGUCCGACAUCAAUAAGGAAAUACUUAUGGACAGCAGUCCUGAUGAUAGAAUCCUGGAUGAUUUUUCUGGACAAACGGAAGAAAUGUCCUCAAAUGCUGACAACCCUGAAGAAGUUUCUGAUAUAUCUGAUAGCAGAGACGAUAAUUCAGAUGUGCUUCAUGUUGAUAUUGAAGACCGGGAUUCUAGCCCUGUUAAUUGGGAGACAGAUGCUUCAGAAACUCAAGCUACUGUUCCUGGAAGUAGUGAGGUGCAAAAUGACCAUGCAGGGAAGAGGACCUCUACUGUGGAUGAUAGCUCAUCAACUUGUUCAUCAGAUUCAGUCCCUUCAGUUACCGUGAACGGAUCAUAUACAGGAGGUGCCUGGACAAGCGUCAGAUCCUCAUCCAAUAGAGGAAACAACCGGAGGAAUAAGGAUACUGAAACAAGGGCAGGAUUUGCACAAGGUGGAUCAAGUUCAGCGCAUAAUGGUUUUAUAGGAUCUGGCAGCAAUGCCUCUAGCCACUCAAAGGAAAGACACGAACCUGAGGAUGAUAAAGUUGUCUUGCAGAGGAAACAACAUGCACAACGGCACAUUGAUGUCAUUAGCCCCUCCAAGUCAAGGAUGGCGGAGUCUUCAUUUUCUUCUGUGAGCCCUAUUAAGAAGCAACCUAACUUGUCUCAUCAACCAAAAUUUUUGCUAGAAAGCACCAAUAGUUUGAAUCACCGUGCAAGCGAAGUUUCAGGCCCGGCAGCAGGUGCCUCUUCAACCCCGGCAGCUCAGUUAGUUUCGAAUAAAGGACCUGUAUCCAGUGCUGCAACCCAGAAUGAGAAGCCAGUUCCAGUUACAAGUAGACCCCUGCAGGUGCUUGUACCAUCCAAAUCUGAAGCGCAGAAACAGGCUUCCCUAACUGGCAGUGCAACUACUCAGGUUGUUUCAGUAUCAAGGCCCUUGAGUGCCCCACAAGUCCCUGCAGCGAAACAAAGUGCACCAGUCACUUCAACAGCUCCGAAUGCACCUCUUCUUUCUCGUUCAAUGAGUGCUGUUGGGCGGUUGGGAACUGAACCCUCUGCCAGUGCUCCUAGUUUCAUUCCCCGUUCACGAACAUAUCGCAAUGCCAUGAUGGAGAAAAGUUCUGGUGGCGGAAGCAGUUUCACACAUCAGCAAGGUUCAUCUGAGCAAGCAGUUGCACCAUCGCAAUCGAUGUUCACAUUGCAACCUUCCAUUCCGUUAUCAGAGACCUUGUCUAGGAAAGAGGAAACAUCAUUGAGACCUGGGUUUACAUUUGGAACCGUAAAGCCCGAGUCACUGAACCCAUAUCAGGGCAGAGAAGAGAACUCACAGCAAGCUAGCAGCAGCAGCAACAGUGGUGAUUGUACGCCAUCGAGUUCGAACAUCAGAAGCGAGAUUGCGAAGCUCAGUUUGAAUGGAAGAUCACGAAGCAAGCAACUGUUGUCAGAAAUUUCUACCAGAUUUACUCCCUAUCAGCCACAAGGCUUGGUCGCUGAUGAGUUCCCACACCUAGACAUCAUCAACGACUUGUUGGAUGAGGAGCAGAGUGACAGGAGAAGGGUUCUUCAACCUGGUUUUGUUCAACAAUUCUCUAUGCCUAAUGGUGCCAGCACACCUGAGUAUGGCUUGUUUGGUGAGCCAUACCUGUUUGACCAGUCCGAGCAAUACUUUGACGAGGAGCCACCAAGGUUUUAUAGUCCAUUGAGCAGUGCUCCUCGGAGGCUGAGGGACCGGAGCUAUUCACACUUUGAUCUCCCUUCAUACUCCAGCAGCAGCCAUUUUGGUGAUCUGAUGAUGAGUCAGUGGCCAUACAGCCGCACUGACAUCUCCAUGCCUAGUUUUGGGUCAGACAUAAGUGGUUACCCCUAUCAGGCGCAGGAUUUCCCGAGUUCAGCUAAUGGAGCAAGCAGGUACCCAUCGUAUCGCCCUGCCAAUGGGCAUUGA
Molecule: messenger RNA, 4578 nt
Organism: Miscanthus lutarioriparius
Lineage: Eukaryota; Viridiplantae; Streptophyta; Magnoliopsida; Poales; Poaceae
Source: the annotation of a GenBank genome assembly